GUAUUAAAUUAUAAACAUAUUUGCAAUAAAAAUGAAAACUGUUUAUUAAUUAAUAAUACAAUGUUUAACACAAAUAUAUUUAUGCUAAUUAAUUAUCAAAAUGUUUUACCCCUGGUAAUAACAAUAAUAGUUGGGCUAAUAAUUUAUUACAUAAUACAUUUCUACGCCACUCUAUGCCACUAUCCGCCCGGUCCUACGCCUCUGCCAUUCAUGGGCAAUAUAUUACUAUUUCGCAAUAUUAAACGGCACUUGAAUGAGGACUUGAGACAGUUGUACGAUAUAUACGGUCCGGUAGUGACGGUAUGGGUCGGUCCCAAACCCGUUGUGAUCGUCGGUGACCCGCAUGUCGUCAAACAGGCAUUUUCUCGGCCAGAAUUCUUGGGCCGAAUGGAGAACAUGUUGUCGAGUAUUUUUAACGAUAGCUCACACAGGGAUCUCCAAUGGAGAACAUGUUGUCUCACACAGGGAUCUCCUAAUCAACUCACACAUAGCCAGUUGGGAAAGUUUGCGAAAGGUUGCUCACAUGGCAGUCAGACAAAUCAU
Molecule: messenger RNA, 543 nt
Organism: Medioppia subpectinata
Lineage: Eukaryota; Metazoa; Arthropoda; Arachnida; Sarcoptiformes; Oppiidae
Source: the annotation of a GenBank genome assembly